Molecule: messenger RNA, 423 nt
Organism: Paramecium octaurelia
Lineage: Eukaryota; Ciliophora; Oligohymenophorea; Peniculida; Parameciidae
Source: the annotation of a GenBank genome assembly
AUGCAAUUAUAUAAUGGGGCAAUGUUAACAUCUGCUAGAACUAAUAUGUUUAUAGUGCCAGCUAUAGAUAAUAGUCCUAUAAGAGAUUUAAUUUAUUUUCCAUAUAACGGGUAAGUAGGGCAUGUCGCCGUUCCUUUACAUGGUACAAUAAUGAUUGAAUUUAUAUAAUCAUAUUUAAUAAAUAAGAUUAGAUUUUGGAUGUACGAUUACGAUAGUAGGAUAACCCAUAUGCAAGUAUUUGCAAUUGGAGAUGAUAGAAUGACAGAAACACUAAUAUAUGAAGGUUCAGCCCCUCCAGGUGUAAUGUCUGUCAAAUUUGAUUAAUAAUAAGUCUCAAAAUUAAAAUUCUACAACUAAAACGGAAAUACCUUAUAUGAGCAUAUGUCAACAUUAAAGAUUUAAGCUUAUUAUGCUUUCUAUUGA